This is a messenger RNA of Drosophila subpulchrella, 718 nucleotides long. RefSeq lists its product as uncharacterized. The coding region runs from base 178 to 633 and encodes 151 amino acids. The transcript has 2 exons. The record is from RefSeq and is a predicted model, not a curated record. NCBI's taxonomy places the organism in Eukaryota, Metazoa, Arthropoda, Insecta, Diptera, Drosophilidae.
CGCGCCUCGCGCUCGAUCACCGCUUUUAUCGUCUGUGAUAUUACGUUUUUAUUGGCCAAAAAGGGCAAGAGUGCCGAAAAGCAUACAAAAGCCGCUUAGGUUCAAAAAUAAAUAUACUUGUAAACAUAUAUAUUCGAUCUUGGGCAAGCGAACUUGAGCUGGGAUUUAGGAAACGCAAUGAAAACGAUAAACCACACAGUCGCUUUGCUACUGCUGGCAGCCUAUCUUCCUUGCAUAUCCUGGGCAGCUCCUGCCCUCCACUUCAGAGAUCCGGAGCCGGAUGAACUGGAGGCCUAUCCCACGUCGCCCAGCCAGGUGUUGCCCAUACAACCUGUGCUGAUCUAUCCAAAACCACGUGAGAAUCUCUACCAGGCGCGAACAAUGGCAGGACGAAAUGACGAACAGGACAUCAUCUUCGUUAAACUGCUGGAGGACAAGUCCAGUGGCUAUCGACCCAAGCAGCAGCGCCUUGUCCUGGAGGAGACGAAACCCUCGCAGCGGAAGAACCUCGGCCUGAAGGACAUCUUCUAUGUGAAGGCCCUCACCAACGGACGUUUCAGCCACGAACGCCUGAAGGUCUACCGAGUGCCCGAGUUCUACGCCAUCAGUGUGUUCAGCAACGGAGACAAAUGAGGGAGGACACCAAGUGUUAACGAUAAAAAGGAGUAAUAUAAGUUAUUUUUAAGACGCUAUAAAUAAAUACCUCAGGAGUGCCGAA